UUGGCAACUGCAUAAAAGAUAAGGCACUUACUGAGUUAAUAUGGAGAGUGGAGAGGGAGAUGGCUGUUGGAUUUGCAUUCACAAUCUCUACGCCAUCCUCCCCUAGAUGAACACCUGAGAUUCACAGAUCUCUUAAACCCUGCAUUUAUUCUCGUGUCCAGCUGUGUUCAUGCACACUCUCCAUGGCCAGUUCAACAUGGGUCUUUCAUAGCAGAAAGGGGCUCAGCAGGCAUGGAGCCUCUCAGCCUGCAGGUGCUGAUGAUUGUAGCAGGGAGCUUCUUGGGCUUCCAGUGGCUGUUCCACAGAGGUAGCCCUUGGGUGUCUGAGAAGCUCUGCAAAGGCUUCCUGAGGCUCAGCCCUACACAAAGGACAGAGUGGAACUCCAGGGCCGUCUCAACAGUACAUGCCUUGGUUGUGGGACUUUUCUGUCUCUACAUAUAUAUCUUAGAUGAACCUAUCCAGAAAGACCCAGUCUGGGGAGAUGCCACACUGGUGAAGCUAAAUGUGGCCGUUACCUCAGGCUACCUAAUCUCAGAUCUCUUUCUCAUGUUUACUUCAUGGGAGUCUAUAGGAGAGAAAUAUUUUGUCAUACAUCAUUUUGCUGCUCUCUAUGCAUACUACUAUGUGCUGAGUCUAGGGAUAUUGCCUUACUUUGCUAAUUUCCGCCUGUUUUCAGAAUUCUCCACCCCCUUUGUGAACCAGCGUUGGUUUUUUCACAUGUUGGGCUACCACAAACUUUCCAAACCGAGUCUGGUUAAUGGUGUCGCCAUGGCAUUUACAUUCUUUUUGGUGAGGAUCGCAGUCAUUCCAGGCUACUACAGCCAUAUGUACAUGGUCUUUGGUACGGAUGACUUCUACCGAUUACCGCUGGGGGGCCGCAGUGCCUGGGUUAUUUCCAGCAUGUCUUUGGAUGUUAUGAACAUCAUGUGGAUGCGCAGAAUCAUCCGUGGCUGUCUCAAAGUCCUUCGCUCGGCCUGGUUGAGAAAAACAGGAGCUGAGAUGGAAACUAGAAAGACAGACUGACAUGGAGAUACAGACAGGAAAUUAACACAUCAGCACACAAACCUUCCAUCUCUUUCAUGUCCAACCUGAUGCUGGAGUGCUAAUGCUAUGUAUAUGUCUUGUUAUUCCCGCUGCUGUAAUGCUGUGGCAUCAUAGUUGUGAGAAACCAUUUAUUAUAUUAAUAAUGACUGACAUGAUGUCAUCUUCAAAUAUGGGCUCAGCUGGAGGAACCCAAUCACAGCUCCUUAACGUUUUAAGUUAUCAGGUGAUUAAGAGACAUGAGACUGAUCACAUGUACAAUCAGGACAACAGUUUGUGGUUGCACUAUUUAUUAUAAAGCUGCUAUUAUGAUCAA
Molecule: messenger RNA, 1357 nt
Organism: Carassius carassius (crucian carp)
Lineage: Eukaryota; Metazoa; Chordata; Actinopteri; Cypriniformes; Cyprinidae
Product: TLC domain-containing protein 4-B-like
Exons: 7
Coding region: 232-1023 (263 amino acids)
Biological process (GO): lipid homeostasis
Cellular component (GO): endoplasmic reticulum; membrane
Source: RefSeq, a predicted model, not a curated record